Molecule: messenger RNA, 547 nt
Organism: Acanthisitta chloris (rifleman)
Lineage: Eukaryota; Metazoa; Chordata; Aves; Passeriformes; Acanthisittidae
Gene: RNF114
Product: ring finger protein 114
Exons: 5
Biological process (GO): ubiquitin-dependent protein catabolic process; protein polyubiquitination
Molecular function (GO): ubiquitin protein ligase activity
Source: RefSeq, a predicted model, not a curated record
GUUCUGCACGCCGUGCCUGCAGCAGUGCCUGAAGCCCAAGAAACCUGUGUGCGGGGUGUGCCGCAGCUCCCUGUCCCCUGGCAGCAGAGCUCUGGACCUGGAGAAGCAGAUUGAAACCACAGAAACCACUUGCCAUGGCUGCAGUAAAAAAAUGUACCUCUCAAAGAUGCGCAGCCACGCGGCCUCCUGCUCCAAGUACCAGAACUACAUCAUGGAGGGGGUGAAGGCCGUCACGAAAGAGCCUCUCCACAACACCAGGAACUUCCCCAAUCGCUUCACCUUUCCCUGUCCAUACUGCAGUGAGAAGAACUUCGACCAAGAAGGACUAGUUGAACACUGCAAAGCACUGCACAGCAUGGAUGCAAAACAAGUGGUUUGCCCAAUUUGUGCCUCAAUGCCAUGGGGAGAUCCAAACUACAGGAGUGCUAACUUCAUGGAGCACCUUCAAAGACGACAUCGCUUCUCCUACGACACUUUUGUGGACUACGAUGCUGAUGAGGAUGACAUGAUGGCACAGGUUUUGAUGCGCUCUCUGAGGGACAAGUGA